Ornithodoros turicata is the source of this 762-nucleotide messenger RNA. RefSeq lists its product as uncharacterized. The record is from RefSeq and is a predicted model, not a curated record. NCBI's taxonomy places the organism in Eukaryota, Metazoa, Arthropoda, Arachnida, Ixodida, Argasidae. The transcript has a single exon. Gene Ontology annotation, molecular function: nucleic acid binding. Gene Ontology annotation, biological process: DNA integration. Bases 1 to 762 code for a protein of 253 amino acids.
AUGGCCCGAGGCCGCACCUAUUCCCGACAUCACCGCCAGCACUGUCGCCGCUGCCUUCGUAUCGACGUGGGUGUGCCGUUUCGGGGUCCCUUCACCAUGACAACCGACCGGGGACGGCAAAUUGAAUCGUCCAUCUUUGCCACCCUCACUGCGCUCCUUGGCACCCACCGCACUCGCACCACCGCCUACCACCCCGCGUCUAACGGCCUGGUGGAGCGGUUUCAUCGUCACCUUAAAGCCGCCUUGCGAGCCCACUCCAACUCUUCAGCCUGGACUGAAGCCUUACCAGUUAUCCUGCUCGGCCUGCUGUCGGUUUUCAAGUCUGACUUGGGCUGCACUACCGCGCAGCUAGUGUACGGCACGACCCUUCGCCUUCCUGGCGAGUUCUUCGCGCCUGCGUCCGCCAGCACCGUUCCCGACCCCACAGACUAUGUUUCUCGGCUGCGAGCCGUUUUCGCCGACCUGCGUCCGACGUCCCCGCGUCGCACCUCUGGCGCUAGGGUCUACGUUCAUCGGGACCUGCUCACGUGCACGCACGUUUUUGUGCGUGUCGACGCCGUACGCAAGCCCCUUCAACCGCCCUACAACGGACCCUACCCCGUCAUCAGCAGUACACCGAAGCACUUCAUGCUCCGCAUCAACGGGAAGGACGACCAAGUUUCUAUUGAUCGGCUCAAGCCGGCUUACACGGAAGCCUGCUCGCAGCUAGGCUACACCAUUUGUCAACCCCAAGCGCCCGCAAGUCCCUGCCCUACUCCCUAG